AUGAGCCUGUUACCCAUGAAGUGGUGGCGGCAGCACCUUUCCUCUACGAUGUUGUCCUUACCCACAAUGGCAGCUACACCUGCUUCCCAGCAACCAUCUUCACAGCAGUCCACAUGGAUGGAGGCCUUUACUCAGGCUUUUGACUCAAUAUGCACCAGUUGCCUGGCACAGCAAGCCCAGAGUUCCCCUGCCUCACCACUGGAGUUGCCUUCAGAUCGAGCCUCUACUCUGCAACGUGGCAAGUUGAGAAAUCCAGCAGCUGCUUACCUAGGCAGUGAGUCUUAA
Molecule: messenger RNA, 285 nt
Organism: Pelobates cultripes (western spadefoot toad)
Lineage: Eukaryota; Metazoa; Chordata; Amphibia; Anura; Pelobatidae
Source: the annotation of a GenBank genome assembly